UCCGACAGGCAUGACGGUGAAGAGAAACUGGGUCACCGAUCGAGAGUCGUUUAUGUCACAGUUCUUCAGGUUGCUACUGCACAUUACCAGCGGCUUUCAAUGGAUGGACCGAGCUCACUGGACCUACUACUGGCUGCAACCGCUGUUUGAGGAUCAGUUCAUACCGAGCGGAUGAUAGGUCCGGCUGAAUCCAACCAGACUGAGACCAGAUCAGAACGCAGCUGACCGGACUGAACCAGGCAAUACCCGGGCCGUCCAGGAGGCCUGUUCCAGUCUGCUAUCCAGUUGAGGGCUCCAGAGUGGAUGGAAGGAGAUGACUUUAACACAGAGGCUGUGAUGAACAUCUGUGAUGACCUGAUGGCCGACCAAAGGAUGGACAUCUCGUCUACAAUGACUGACUUCAUGUCUCCAGGGUCUACGGACCUCAUCUCCAGCUCCAUCAGCACGCCGGGCAUGGACUACACCCGCAAGAGGAAGGGCAGCACUACUGAUUACCAAAUUGAUGGCUUCUCCUUUGAUGACAUGGACCCAGACAAAGACAAACUGGGAAGUGACCAGCAGGGCCGGAUUAAGAAUGCCAGAGAGGCCCAUAGCCAGAUUGAGAAGCGCCGGCGGGACAAGAUGAACAGCUUCAUCGACGAGCUGGCAUCGCUGGUGCCCACCUGUAACGCCAUGUCCCGCAAACUGGACAAGCUGACGGUGCUGCGCAUGGCGGUCCAGCACAUGAAGACACUGCGAGGUGCAGCCAACCCGUACACAGAGGCCAACUACAAGCCGGCCUUCCUCUCCGAUGACGAGCUGAAGCACUUGAUAUUAAGGGCUGCCGAUGGCUUCCUGUUCGUGGUCGGCUGUGACCGCGGAAAGAUCCUCUUUGUUUCCGAAUCCGUCUACAAGAUUCUCAACUACAGCCAGAACGACCUGAUAGGUCAGAGCCUGUUUGACUACCUUCACCCCAAGGACAUUGCCAAGGUCAAAGAGCAACUGUCCUCCUCCGACACGGCCCCACGAGAGAGGCUCAUCGAUGCCAAGACGGGUCUCCCGGUGAAGACAGACAUCACCCCCGGCCCCUCUCGUCUCUGCUCUGGAGCACGGCGCUCCUUUUUCUGCAGGAUGAAGUGCAACAGGCCCUCUGUCAAAGUCGAGGACAAGGACUUUCCCUCCACCUGCUCCAAGAAAAAAGCGGACCGUAAGAGCUUCUGCACCAUCCACAGCACAGGCUAUCUGAAGAGCUGGCCCCCCACCAAGAUGGGUCUGGACGAGGACAACGAGCCCGACAACGAGGGCUGCAACCUGAGCUGCCUGGUGGCCAUCGGCCGCCUGCAUCCCCACAUCGUCCCCACGCCCAGCCUGGUGGACAUCCGGGUGAAGCCCACGGAGUACGUCUCCCGGCACGCCAUCGACGGCAAAUUUGUCUUCGUUGACCAGAGGGCCACAGCCAUCCUGGCCUACCUGCCCCAGGAGCUGCUGGGCACCUCUUUCUACGAGUACUUCCACCAGGACGACAUCGGCCACCUGGCCGAGUGCCACAGACAAGUGCUGCAGAUGAGAGAGAAGAUCAACACCAACUGUUACAAAUUCAAGAUCAAAGAUGGCUCUUUCAUCACUCUGAGGAGCCGCUGGUUCAGCUUCAUGAACCCCUGGACCAAGGAGGUGGAGUACAUUGUCUCCACCAACACCGUCGUAUCGUGUCCCAUGGUGGAGGGAUCAGACUACCCUCAGUCUGCUGCCUCACCACAGAGCAUGGACAGUGUCCUUACCUCGGAGGGUGGAGGAAGGCGGACGCUGCAGACGGUGCCGGGCAUCCCUGGCGGCACAAGACCAGGAGCCGGCAAAAUCGGACGCAUGAUUGCAGAGGAGGUGAUGGAGAUCCAGAGGAUCCGAGGCUCCUCCCCCUCAAGCUGUGGCUCCAGCCCUCUGAACAUCACCAGCACCCCCCCACCUGACACCUGCUCCCCAGGGGGCAAGAAGAUUCAGAAUGGAGGGACACCCGAGCUGCCGAACACAGGGGUCCUUCCUGGCCCGGAUUCUGUAGGCUACCCCUACUCCAACCAGUCCAUCAUGAGUGACAACUCCCACCUGAGUAUAGACAUCAUGGACAACCCCGGUGCCAGCAGCCCCAGCAACGACGAGGCGGCCAUGGCCGUCAUCAUGUCCCUGCUGGAGGCAGACGCGGGGCUCGGCGGCCCCGUGGACUUCAGCGACCUGCCCUGGCCUCUGUGAGGACGUAGAGGGGGGGUCAGAGCCAACAACUGUACUGCAACAAAUAUCCAUCUUAGCUCAUUCUACUCACAGGAAAGGCUGUAGAGAGUGAAGAACGAGAGGAGCACCUUUGAGGCUCACUACCACAUUCUCAUUCGUCAUUCCCUGUAGGUGCACGUGACCCUGGUUUUGUUUUGGAUGUGAUGUAACUGAUGUGUUGCAGGGUCGCCUGCAGACUGGGUGGCCCGAGCAUUGGAUGCAGCGGAAACCUGCCGGUGGACUGAACCCAGAGUCGCUGCCACAGCACUGCUGAGACGAGCAUCUCAGGCUGUACGCUCUCGUGUCCCUGCACAGUUCAGACCCCCCCCCCCCCUCCCACACUCAAGAGUCCACUAUGGGAAAAGGACCUAUCCUCUGAGCUUUUCUGAGGUUGUUCCUUCCCGAGCCACAAGCAGGUGUAUUUCGGUCCGUUACCAUGACAUUUCCUUCAGCACCACAGCGGGUGUGUCCUUCUGCCACAGGCUGCUCCUUACUGCGCCUCACGUUCCCGCGGUUCCUACACACAUUUAAAGAGUUUCAGGCACAGAGUACCUGCUGCACAUCUGCCACAAGAGAAGAUACAUUCAAAGGUGUUUAAAGGUAAUGCACAUGCAGCUGUUGCUGUGGAAGCCAGUGAUUCAUUGGACUUGCUCAGUGGAGGUCUUCACAAUACUGGACCCCUUCCCAGAUGCACUAGUGGGGUGAUGGGAUGGGAUCCAAACUGGGACCUGAACCCCCCCCAAACAGACGGAUGCCAGAGAUGAAGCGUAAUGCCUCUGGAUCAAUACCUGAAUCAUGCUUGACAUUUAUUUUGGAUUGAUAUUUGUUAAGUCUUUUUGCCGUUCUUUCCAUCCAAAGCCCCAACGGUUGUAACCGCCCUUAGAACUCGUCUCCGUGGGGAUGAGUUAAUGAUGAAGGGGAUCCCUGAUCAUCAGGGAUUUGUCUUUCAGAAAAACUGACUGCAAUAUAAUCUGGACUGACACAUAUAGUUUCAGCUCAAUUCUUUCCCGUGGCCAUUUCUAAACUGUUGAUACAAUGAAAUAUUUGAAGAGUUGCAUAUAUAUAUAUAUUUGCCAUUACAGUGGGCUGCUGGUUUUUAAUCAUUAGUGGCUGAACAUCAGAUGGUAUCAUCUCCAAAUGGAGAUUCGAAAAGGUGCAGCAGCUAGUCCCUAUGGAUCCCUCAGUGAGUGCACAUGGAUGGGUGGUGACUGGACGUUUGACCAUGAAAUACCUCCUGAGCCCAGGCUCCACCCCCUCCUGUCCUCCUCCAAUCAGGCAUCGGCUCCAGUGGUUU
Pungitius pungitius (ninespine stickleback) is the source of this 3532-nucleotide messenger RNA. RefSeq names its product basic helix-loop-helix ARNT like 1a (gene bmal1a). NCBI's taxonomy places the organism in Eukaryota, Metazoa, Chordata, Actinopteri, Perciformes, Gasterosteidae. Gene Ontology annotation, molecular function: RNA polymerase II cis-regulatory region sequence-specific DNA binding; protein dimerization activity; DNA-binding transcription factor activity, RNA polymerase II-specific. The record is from RefSeq and is a predicted model, not a curated record. Gene Ontology annotation, cellular component: transcription regulator complex; aryl hydrocarbon receptor complex; nucleus. Gene Ontology annotation, biological process: regulation of transcription by RNA polymerase II; circadian rhythm. The transcript is spliced from 20 exons. Bases 304 to 2220 code for a protein of 638 amino acids.